Molecule: messenger RNA, 3288 nt
Organism: Capronia epimyces CBS 606.96
Lineage: Eukaryota; Fungi; Ascomycota; Eurotiomycetes; Chaetothyriales; Herpotrichiellaceae
Exons: 4
Coding region: 1-3288 (1095 amino acids)
Molecular function (GO): ATP hydrolysis activity
Source: RefSeq, a predicted model, not a curated record
AUGGUCAUAGCACGCCCCAAUGGUUCUGGCAAGCUACGAAGUCGAUUUGACCCAAACUGUGUCAAAGGCUUCAUCUUCCUCGGCACUCCUCAUGAGGGUUCAGAGUUGAUGGUCUUCGCAAAGGCGAUGUCGCUCUUCGGCCACUGGCAAGGCUCAAGCAGCACUCUCCUUGAAGUUCUUGAUCAUAGAUCUCAGGAGAACAGGUCUCUUCAUCACGAUUUCCUCACGGGCUAUGGCAGUACGGAGAUGGUCAACUUUUACGAGGUUAUGCCCGAAUGCAUGGGGCCAUUCCCAAUCAUGAACGCUGUAUCGAAAGACUCCGCGAGCAUUCCUGGCAAAUUUAACAUCCCCUGUCCUGGUACCCACCGGAACAUCCACAGAUUUAUGAGCGACAAGGAACUCGGGUACAUCCGUUUGCGCGAGCGCAUCACAAACCUUGUCAACGACAAUAUUCUGCUCAAGUACCAAGGUUCCAUACUGCAAGACAUGAAAACAUUCUCCGACCAUGUGGAAUCGGUAUUCCAGCAGGAAUUUAGAGUGGUCAAGAUCAACCGUGAAGCCAUAAAAUGGUUUCUUGAAAGUCCAGAAUAUUAUGGCUGGCUCUCGAGCAACGAAGCUCGGUUUCUGUGGUACUCAGGACCCCCCGGCUCCGGAAAGACUACGACAUCACUGGAAAUAGUGAACCAACUCGAAGAGAAAUAUUCAUUCCGGACACGCCUUGCAUACUUCUUCUGUUCUCAUCACUCCAAAAUCUCACUAUCUACUCCGCCGCAGCGUAUCACAUCGGUAGCAUUGGUUACCGCAAUCACCUCUCAAUUCAUAGGCAGGGAUAAUUUCCCGAACCUCCCCACAGACAUCCAAGCUCAUCUUUCAGCUGGUCACCGACCCACUGAAAAUGACCAUGAGGUCGCACUCUGGAAGGCUUUGCAAACGAUGCUGUUCAGUAUGUUGACCGAGAAUCAAGAGGUCCGGAUUGUCCUGGAUGGCAUUGAUGAGCUGCCUCGAGCCGAAAUGACUCGCUUUCUGCGAAGCCUCCGUGACAUCUGGGAUACUGUGGAAACGGCAAUUGCUGGAGGGAGCAAGAGACUUAAGAUCUUGAUUGUGAGCCGGCCCUUUAAAAUCAUACAGGACAUCAUGGCUGGCUUGCCAUCUAUCAACCCAGAAAAAGAAUCCACGGACUGCUUGAAUUCUCUAGCUGCAAGGGCAGAUAACGAACGCCGUGGACUCGUCUCACUUGGAGAAAAAGAGACAGGUGCGUGGUUAUGGGUAGAUGAUACUUACAAGGAUUGGAACGACUCAAAGGAAUCAGCCUUGCUGUGGAUACAAGGCAAGCCCGGUAGCGGGAAAUCCACGCUGUCCAAAAAGCUUCUCAGCGACAUAAUGAGUCGGCACAAGAUACCGGACCGUUAUGGAGUGUUCACGAAGAAACCGGUAUGUCCCGCAGCCGGCACUCACAUGUCACCCAACACCAGCACCGUUCUCCUUGCCAGUUUCUUCUAUAGUCUCAGGGGAGCGAAGUCCGAAAUCAGCAACACUCAGAUGCUCCAGUCUCUCUUGUAUCAACUUCUCGACCAGGAGCGAAGACUUUAUCCGAUCUUCCGAGAGACAUACCGAAAGCUGCUGGCCGGUGCCGGGGGGCGAGCCGCCAAUAUCGAUUGGAGUUUUGACAAUCUCCAUCAUGUCUUCGCGUCAUUGGCCAAAUUCGAAGACUUUCAUCUCGAGGUCUAUCUGGUCAUCGACGGAAUGGACGAGGCAGAAAAGUCAGAAAGAGACCGAAUUCUGUCUCUGCUAGAACACUUCGGCGACACAGGUAGCAAAGGUAGGGCAUGCAUUAUCAAAUAUGUGCUUGCCAGUCGACCGCAGGAUGACAUUAAAGACAGUCUUCUGGACAGGGAGAGCCGUAAAGGCUUCUUUCACCUGAUUCUAGAGCAGAAGAACGAAGAGGACAUCAAAAGCUUCAUACGAGUGAAGAUGGUUCGAUUACAGAAAGCCUAUCGAUCGAAGCACUCCAGUUCUCGAAACAACUCGACAAGCAUGGCCUCAUUCGAGGACGUGCUCCGAGACGCGGCUGAUUACCUCGCAGAAAAGGCCCGAGGUGUGUUCUUGUGGGUGGAGAUUGUUACAAAUGAGCUGAAGAGGUGUGUCGACACUGGCUAUAUCCCAAUAGCUAUCAAGAAGACACUGCACGAGCUCCCCGAGGAGUUGGAGGAAUUCUACGAGCGCAUCAUCAACGACUUGCUCGCUCGAUUCGAGGAGAAAGGAAAGAGAAAGAUCGACGACUUAGUCCGAGAGGCGCGACAAAUGCUAACAUGGGCGACAUUCGCCGAGCGGCCGCUGACGGUUGAAGAAUUUCGCCACGCAAUCGCUAUACCAGCCACAGUAGAAGAGAACUCAGGUAUCGACCUAUCCGCUCAUCUGCUCCCAGACCACUCCAACGUCAAGCUUAGAAUUGCCCACGUCUGCGGCGACCUCCUGGAGAUUAUACCAAUGUCGAAUUCUAGCGGCCGCCUCAAGACUCGAGACCACGAAGACAUCAUCCAGCUUCUGCACCGGACUGUCCGGGAUUUUCUGACCAGAGAUUCCAGGGCGGGACAAUUCUCUAUGAAGCGCCCUCAAGGAGAAUACGAAAUCUUCGUCAACUGUAUUUCUUACCUUCGACUAUUCACAGAACGCUGCCCGCAAAUAUGUCUAGAUGACUCUGACGACACUGACGAUGCUCCCACUGCUGUUGCUGUUAUCAGGUAUCUCAGAGAUUGGCCGCUGCUUUUUUACAUCUUCCGUUUUCUGCCCCGGCAUCUGCAAAAUUCGGGCGACAAGGUCGACCAAGCACGAAAUAUCGGUGCUGAGUUUGCCGAAUCCGUUAUGCGUCAGGAGGGAACCCCGGCGUCCUGGCUACUGGCAUCCUGGUUCGAGAGAACCGGACUAUUAAGGGACGAUAGCCUUGAGGGCCUUGGAGAAGCGGAUGACUUCCGGCUCCUCUGUAACCAGGAAGCAUCAUUUAAAGAUGAUACGGUGGAUGUUGCGGCCACGCUGCUUGAGCUAGAAGCAGUAUCCACAGCCGCCACCAGCAUGGAGGACGACAACGACCUGUUCUGGUACGUGCUCUAUUGGGGUUGGGAGUCUCCCCGGGCAGCACUGGAGAGCACGGUGAAACUGCUCUACAAGUGGCUUCGGCAGCUGGCUACACAAGAAUUGUCCGCACCCUUCUUAGAAAGGGAGCGGAUCCUAAUAUACAGACACAAGACGGUACAACUGCUCUACAAGUGGCUUCGGCAGCUGGUCACUUAG